This is a messenger RNA of Phytophthora nicotianae INRA-310, 369 nucleotides long. RefSeq lists its product as hypothetical. The record is from RefSeq and is a predicted model, not a curated record. The coding region runs from base 1 to 369 and encodes 122 amino acids. The transcript has a single exon. Lineage: Eukaryota; Oomycota; Peronosporomycetes; Peronosporales; Peronosporaceae.
AUGCGUACAGAGGAGGAUGAGGACGAGGGAGAACUAAAGCGAGCGAAGAGAGAUGCUGUUAGCGCGUACAGUCAGUUGCCAGCUAAUCUGAAGUCGAGUUCGGUGCAGAUUAGCUCAGCGGAGGAUUUGCUGUCGAGUAUGGACGACAUCAUCAAGAAUGAAGAGGAGGUGGAUGAAGCCACGCAGCGAGGAGAUACUACUACACAGGUGAAGUCGGAACCAGUAUCAGUACCGCAAGUGUCGAGACCCGAUGAGAAGAAGGCGAGGGCCGAACAAACUGCCCCACCAAAACCAAAACCAGCGAAGCCAACACCAGUGGACGAGACGAUGGACUCGGAAGAGGAAGAUAUCCUUGACAUGUUGUCCUAA